Messenger RNA from Drosophila albomicans, 4611 nucleotides. RefSeq names its product myb-like protein AA. The coding region runs from base 833 to 3007 and encodes 724 amino acids. Gene Ontology annotation, biological process: regulation of transcription by RNA polymerase II. Gene Ontology annotation, molecular function: transcription coactivator activity. The record is from RefSeq and is a predicted model, not a curated record. NCBI's taxonomy places the organism in Eukaryota, Metazoa, Arthropoda, Insecta, Diptera, Drosophilidae. The transcript has 5 exons. Gene Ontology annotation, cellular component: mediator complex.
GCAUUUCAGUCUACGUUGGACUUUGGCGCGCGUCGCACACGCUGCGUAUACGUAACGCAGUAACAGCAGUAAUUCAUUGAAUCCCAUUCAAGGGUUAAUCAGUCGGCACUUGCCCAUUCUGAAUCUCUCAACUGACUGUGAAUGUGAAUGUGAUAAGUGUGAGUGCGUCUACAGAUUUUUGCACUUUUCGAUCGUUUGCUGCGUAGCCUCCUCUCUUCGAUUUUUUGCGCGUGAGUGCAAAGAGUGUCGUGAAUGAGAGUGUGAGUGUAUGUGUGAGUGCUUGCUAUAGGUAUUCGAAUUUGAAUUUUGUGCGCAACAUUGCAAAUGUAACGGUAUUUUUGAAAUCGAUUGCAAGUUCUAUGAAAUGUUCGAGCAAAAGUGAAAAACAAAAACUACAAAGUAAAUUAUUUUAUUAACUUAAAUUACAAAAGAAAUCCAGUGAAAAAUAGAAAGUUAAAAAACAUUAACAUUACGUUAUAGGACAAAAGGAGGCCACAAAAAAAGGAGCAAUUGCGCGUGUAGGCGACCAAAUUGCUGCCAACAUAAAUAAAAGGCGGUUGGGCGUAAGGAUUUGCAAGACAGCAAAAGGCACAAAAAAGAAACAAACAAAAAAAAACACAAAAAAGGAAGGAAAAGGAAAAUCAAUAAUAGACACAUGUAAGAGGAUACGCUCGCCAUUGACCAUUGGACGACACAAUAUGGCCGCUAAUACCAACACCAGCCCAACAACAACCACAACAAUAACGAAUCGGACGGGGCAGUCAACUUUGCCAUUGUUAUUACUGUUAUUGCACGAAAGUUGCUAAGCUCAGAUCACGACGAGAGACACGACAUGUCGGAUAGAUACGCCGCCAGCUACUACGAGCAACUGCAUCAUCCGGCUCAAGCGCAAGCGCAAGCAGCCAUGUCACACUAUGCUCCGCCGGGCUAUCGCAAUGCUCCCUACGCUCCCGUCGGCAGCUACAACAGCAGUCCCUAUGGCUAUGGCUAUGCUGCAGGCGGCAGUGCCUCUUAUAUGCCCAACUAUUAUCGCUAUGCGCCCUACGCUUCCCCACACUACAGUCAGCCACCGCAUUCGCAUCCGCUUCACCAGCAACCGCAUCAGCAACCGUCUCAUCAUCAUCCGGGCAUGUUUACGCCAGCUGGCCAGCAGCUGAUACCCUCCAGCGUGCUGCACUAUCCACCGCGUUCCCAUCCGCAGCCACAGCAGCAUCAACAUCCUCACCACCUUCAGCAAUCGCUGCCACAUCAUGCCUAUCAACAGCCAGCAAGCAACAGCAGCUAUGAGCAGCCGCCGCCUGCUUUGUACAGUGCUUCCUCCUACGGACAGUCACGUGGCUUUACCGCCUAUCAGAGCUCAAGCACACACUAUGCGCCGCCUGGACGAUCCACAACGCCGGCACCGAAUCGCACCGUCUUGCCGCCAAAUUAUCUCGAGCCAAUGCGCAACAGUUUCACGGAUCAGCAGCCGCAGCAGCAGCAACAGUUGCCGAAGGUGGAGGAAACGCUGCCUGAGCUGAAGCUAGAGCACGAAGCGGAAGCGGCGUCGCCCACGCAACGCUUGACCACAUCGCCGCCGUUGAUAAGUGCCACUGGCACCGACAGCGGCAUCAGCAAUUGCAGCACACGUGCUCGCAGCGACAGCAGCCAAAGCACGCCCGUCUACAGCGGCGAGUAUCCUGUCAACAUGUCCGUGGAGUCCGCUUCCUGUGUCUCCUAUCAUUGUCCCGCCGAUGGCAGAGACUACGACGAAGAGCAGCAACAACAGCAACAACAACAGCAACAGCAACAACACCAGCAGCAGCAGCAGCAACCUCAACAACAGCAGGAGACGGAGGAGCCGAAGCCAGGCAGCGUAUCAUCAUCAUCCGAUGACAUAAGCGCGACGGCAGCGACGUCGACGUCGCCUACGAGCAAUGUGAAUGAUAUUGAUAAGGCGGCAGCAACAGCAACAGCAGAGGCAGCUGAAGCAGCAGCAGCAACCACGAUUGAAGCAGAGGCGACGACGGCAACAGACGAGGCGCAGUCGGAAGUUGUGAGGCGUGCGGAAAUCAAUUUGGCGAAGCCCAACAAGGAGGCAACGCCAACGCCAACGACGGCGACAAAAUUACCGCCACAGGAUAUUGUCGAGCAACAACAACAACAACAGCAGCCAGCGACUAAUCAAAUAAACGAGGAUGCAGCUGAGCAUGGGCAACAGCAGCAGCAGCAGGCGUCAUCAACAGCCACAUCGCACAAUUGGAGUCCAACGCCGCGGAGACCGCGCACUCCGCCCGCGCCUCAGAAUUCGCCAGUUGGCUUUGGUCUAUCCGCGUCAUCAGCGCCGCCCACUGUGCCACCUGCCUUGGCGCCACUGUUGCAACUACAACAGCAGCAGCAGCAACAUCAUCUUCAUCAACCACAGCAGCAGCAUCUCAGCGGCAACAGCAAACGACAUGCCAAAAAUCGCCACAGCAGCAAUUGCAACAACAACAGCAACAACAGUGGCAACAAUCGUAUCAUUGAAUGCGAUCUCAUACCGAGCAAGAAAUCAAAACGCAAAUCGAGCAAAAAGGAGGCUGAUGCGGACCAUGUGGAUGCCACAGAAUCCACAGUGCGCGAACAAAUAAGGGACAUUAAGCCGUUGCCUGGCUUCCUGCAGGCAUUUGGUUCCACCGAAAUCGGACGCUUCUCGGAGCGUUUUCUACAGACACCCGAGAGUCUCGUCGAGCGUCUGGUCGAGGAGUAUGCCCACAGCAAUGGCGGAUAUGCGACUUCCAACGGUUACUACGAUGCACCAAUGAAUGGAGCAGCUGCAACUGGAGUUGGAGUUGGUGGCAUGCAUGGCUAUUGGCCAUAUGAGGAGCAGCACAACAUGGCCUACCAGCAGAGUCAGCAGUUUGCACGCAAUCGAAUGCGUGGUCAGGGUUAUCCAUAUCCGGACUAUGCGGCGUAUGAGCGAUAUGGCUAUGCGGCCUACAGUGCAAACAGAUCGCGUUACGGCGAAAUACGUUGCAAUGGCUAUUAAAGAAGUAGAGUAGAGUUGGCCUGUAAUGAAGGAUAUUUACAGGCAUAUAUUACAUUAUAAUAACAUCGUACAAUACUAAAAAUAUGUAUUGUAUAUUGUUUGGUGUCCUUGUCGUUUGUCAUUUGGAAAUUCUCUCUGUGUGUGCCUUUUUCGGUCAAAAUUCGGCAAUGCUCACCAGAUGUUUGUUAAGUAUUUUAUGGGGCAUUGCUGUCAUUGAUUGCGUUCAAAAUUUAAUAAAACCAAAAAUACAGAAAACCAGGCCAAAAUGUAAAAUAAUCGUAAGUCUUAAGUAGUUGAAUGUUUUAAAACCGAAAUUGAGAAGAAGUUUUAAAAGCUGAAAACAUAAUUGUAUGCUGAUGUUGAAACUUUUGUCCCACUGUACAUACUCGUAGAGCAAUGCAUUUUUUCGUGUAGUAAGUCGAAAAGAGUCUACCAAACCAAAGAAAGAAAAAUUUUGAGCCAAGUUUGAACCAAGAGUCGCGAGUAUUUUUAAACCAAUUAUUGAACAGAAGAUCUCUGGCGAAUUUGUUUCUAAUCUUAAGUAGACACACCAUUCUUGUCGCAUUCUCGAUAUCUCUUUGAAAUCUAUAUAUAUUGUAUGAUGUACUUACUUCAACCAUAUAUGUAUUGUAUGUAAAAAUGUAGCCCAAAGAAGAGAUCUAUAAAUUAUAAUUAGCAAAAAAGAUGUGCCAUUGAAAAUAACUUUUAAUUCAAGAACACAGUUUAUAAGGUUUACGAUUUAGUUAUAUAUAUACAUAUACCAUAUACAACAACAAAUACUAAACGUACGUGUAUGUGUCAUUUCGAUUCGAUUACCAAAAUAGUUAAAGCAAAGCACUAAGUUUUACGAGUACGUGUAAGCCUACAAAUAUAUAUAUAUCUAUAUAUAGAGAUAUAUUUUAUGUAUUGUAUUGUAUUUUAGAUUACAUACACUAACAAAAAACCACCGCACUAAUUUGUACUUGUCCAAAAAUGUAUUUCUAACAAUUUAUUCGUUUACUAUUCACGUACUUUUUUAAAUUCAUUUUUUCGAUUUCGAUUUAAGUGCCUUAAUUUAGUUUCAUUUUCUGAUGCAAUACAAACUAAUAAAAAACCAAAAACGAAAAUAUAAAAAUACAAUUUUAAAUAUAAAUUAUCAUUUACAUUGUAUAACAACCAGUUCAGGUUUCAAAUGGGCCCAAAAAAUUCACAAAUCAAAGUAAAAAAUAAUAUUUAAAAAACCCAAACACAUCGAGCAACAUUCAAAAAUGUUUUUUAGUCAAAACCAAAUUAAUUAGUUGUUAAAUAAUAAAAUACUCACCAACAAAAAAAAAGAAGAAAACGAAAAACCUUGUAGUGUUGACAUUUUAUGAUAAAUAAUUUCCAAGUUACGACAAAACAAACAAAAUGAAAUAAAUCUAAAUGUAGCUUACGUUUAAGUUCAUGUGUAAAUAACAAAAUAAUAAUAAUAAAAAAAAAAAACAAUAUUUGAACGUUUAAAUUUUAUGGAUCAACAAAAAUAAAAGACACAGAAAACAGAAAAUCAAAAUAGCAAAAAUGUUAAUAAACAAAUUGCGUUUGGCCUUUUCAUUUUCGAAAAUAAAACCCAGAAAAUGGUGUUUAUA